Linum tenue is the source of this 208-nucleotide messenger RNA. NCBI's taxonomy places the organism in Eukaryota, Viridiplantae, Streptophyta, Magnoliopsida, Malpighiales, Linaceae. The record is from the annotation of a GenBank genome assembly.
UCGCACUUCUCCAAGCUCAAGACGGGCUCCAAUGGUGUUGAAGAUCGAUCUAUGGCGCUUGAGAACUCUGGUUCGACGCUUUCUCUCUCUAGGUAUCGGUUUCUCUCUCAAAAACUCGGAACUCCCUGAAAAUUGGCCUUCUUCCUGUUUUAUCAGCUGCCUGUCGCGAUACCCGGUCAAAAUACCCGGUCGGGUAUUUUAUGGUUCG